Molecule: messenger RNA, 1080 nt
Organism: Stylonychia lemnae
Lineage: Eukaryota; Ciliophora; Spirotrichea; Sporadotrichida; Oxytrichidae
Source: the annotation of a GenBank genome assembly
AUGAUUAGACCUCGACAGCAGAUGCCUUUGAAUAAAGAAGUUCACAUAGUCCCUGAUUCUAAGUAUGAUUACUAGAUACUGCUUCUUAAAAGAAACUCUAAGAUCUCAUUUGGAAAUUUCUUCGCUUUUCCAGGAGGAAUGCUCGAAAAAUAGGAUCUAAAGGAAAAAUGGGAAAAAAGUUUUCCUUCUUUCUAUCAGUAACAUGGAGCACAUGUUUAAGAUUUUGUGAAAAGAAUGUGCUGCUUAAGGGAGUUAUAUGAAGAGACUAAUAUUUUGUUGUCAGAAGAGUAAACAUAAAAUGAACAUGCAAAUAUGACUAAUUAUCUGAAGAAGCAUAAGUCACAUUUUUCAGACUUUUGUAAAGACUAUUCCUAAACUCCAAAGAUAUCUGGUUUACAAGCCUUCCACAGAAUAGGCUCACCAAUAGGACUCCACCCAGCUAAUGAUUCUCAGUUUUAUCUGUAUUUUGAAGAUAAUAAUCUAAAGAAUCAAAAGAUAGUACUAAAUGAGGAGGAGUUCACAGAAUAUAAAUGGCUGUCUCCAGAUGAAGCAUUGACCCUUUAUGAGCAAUAGAAGAUUCCUCUAUUUCCACCACAGGUAGUAUUGAUAUCGAUGCUCUUAUUUUUAUCUCCCAGCUACUAAAAGUUAUAAUAGAUUGCGAGCUAAUUGAAUACCAAUCUACUCAACUACCAAACUAAUAAAAUGCAUUACAUGGCUUUAGCAGAGAUUAAGGAUGAAGAUGAGCUUCGCAAAUUAGUAAAGAAAAUAUUUGAUAAGACUGAUUUAAUGAGUGAUUAGUAGAGAACAGAUCUCUAUGUUUACAAUAAUUAGCCAUAUAUAGAUAAACAUGAAGAGCUAAAAUCCUUGGGGAAGGAGAAAACAUAUGAUUAACUAGUUGAGCUUACCAAGCAUGUUGCUGUUGGACUUUGGUAUGGGGAUCAUUAUUCUACUUGCGAUAAUUACGGGUUUAAUACUGAUAGAAGGAUUAGAAGAAGAUCUUGGACUCAUAAAUAAACUGUGAUUAGAAUUGAGAUAUCUGACUAAUUAAUGGAUGAUAGUAUUACAAUGCCUAAGUUAUGA